Messenger RNA from Alosa sapidissima (American shad), 8019 nucleotides. RefSeq names its product FERM domain containing 4A (gene frmd4a). Gene Ontology annotation, cellular component: cytoskeleton; bicellular tight junction; adherens junction. NCBI's taxonomy places the organism in Eukaryota, Metazoa, Chordata, Actinopteri, Clupeiformes, Clupeidae. Gene Ontology annotation, biological process: establishment of epithelial cell polarity. The record is from RefSeq and is a predicted model, not a curated record. The transcript has 25 exons. Bases 707 to 3835 code for a protein of 1042 amino acids.
GUGAACUCUUUCCCAAAUGAUUUUGGCUCUACGUCUGCAAAUCCAGAUGUCGGGCAGUAGUGGGCUGUACGAUGGCUCCUUGAAGCGUCCGCAGAUUCACAUGACCACCGGUGGCAAAGGAGUCCCUUCCCCCAAACUAGUCCGCUCCUCCUCCGUGUUUUCGCGUCUAGCCUACAUGUGUAACGGCGAUAUUGUUCAGCGAAACUAUCAGAUACCUAGAAGAGAGUGGUGAGCGCCAAGUAACGUGCUCGGAUAUGUUGUAUCUCCUUGUGUUCUAUGUCGUUUUUCCGUGUUCAUAACAUCUCUGCGCAGCGCCGGGUAGUGUCACCAGAGAGAGAAAGGAGAAGAGGGAGGGGGGUCGGCUGAAUGCAAGGAGUCGCUCCCCCCGAUGAAUUGAAUAGUGCAGCGCUGCUCCUUGGAAGCAGGCCAACGUCCCUGUGAAAAAGCGCGUUUAGCGGCGAGAUGGGAUGUCUUGGCACUGUUGUCAACCCGGUUUGCUUGCAGUGAGAGAAAGGAGGGAGGGCUGAACUGGAUUCCGGCUACCAGCUAUCCUUGCCGGCCACAAUGGAAUGGAUGCUGUCGGUGUUUUAGGCCGGGAUACCACUCUACCUCGGACCUAAGAUAUCACUCUUGGAUUAAUACAGAUCGGACGUUUUUUGAUCGAGUUGCGAAACAUUAAUGUUGAAGGGACACUGAAAUCUACAAGAUGACGGAGGGGCGACGAUGUCAGGUCCAUCUCCUGGAUGACAGGAAGCUGGAGCUCCUAGUGCAGCCCAAGCUGAUGGCCAAGGACCUGCUGGACCUGGUGGCGUCCCACUUCAACCUGAAGGAGAAGGAGUACUUUGGGAUCGCGUACACAGACGAGACGGGUCACUUCAGCUGGCUGCAGCUGGACAGGCGUGUGCUGGAGCACGAGUUCCCUAAGAAGUCUGGACCCAUCAUCCUCUACUUCUGCGUAAGGUUCUACAUUGAGAGUAUAUCUUACCUGAAGGACAAUGCUACCAUCGAGCUCUUCUUCCUCAAUGCAAAGUCUUGCAUAUAUAAGGAGCUGAUUGAGGUGGACAGUGAGGUAGUCUUUGAGCUGGCCUCCUACAUUCUCCAGGAGGCGAAAGGAGACUUUACCAGUAACGAUGCCACGAGGGGUGACCUGAAGAAGCUGCCCGCUCUGCCCACGCAAGCUCUCAAAGAGCACCCGUCACUGGCCUACUGUGAGGACCGAGUCAUUGAGCACUACAAGAAGCUGAGCGGUCAGUCCAGGGGCCAGGCCAUUGUGAACUACAUGAGUGUAAUGGAGUCCUUGCCCACAUAUGGAGUGCAUUACUAUGCUGUAAAGGACAAGCAGGGCAUCCCGUGGUGGCUGGGCCUCAGCUACAAGGGCAUCUUCCAGUACGACUACCAGGACAAGGUCAAACCCAGGAAGGUGUUCCAAUGGAGGCAACUGGAGAACCUCUAUUUCAGAGAGAAGAAGUUCUCCGUUGAAGUGCACGAUCCCAGAAGCAGGGCGUCGGUGACCCGAAGGACCUUUGGUCACAGUGGCAUCGCCGUGCACACCUGGUACGCCUGCCCUGCACUCAUCAAGUCCAUCUGGGCUAUGGCUAUUAGCCAGCACCAGUUUUACCUGGACCGCAAACAGAGCAAGUCUAAGAUCCAUGCGGCGCGCAGCCUGAGUGAGAUCGCCAUAGACCUGACCGAGACGGGCACCCUGAAGACCUCAAAGCUGGCCAACAUGGGCAGCAAGGGAAAGAUCAUCAGUGGCAGCAGUGGCAGCCUGCUGUCCUCUGGCUCCCAGGAGUCGGACAGUUCUCAGACGGCUAAGAAGGACAUGCUGGCGGCCUUGAGGGCACGGCAGGACGCCCUGGAGGAAACGCUUCGCCAGCGACUAGAAGAGCUCAAGAGCAUCUGCAUCAGAGAGGCCGAGCUGACGGGCAAGCUGCCCAAGGAGUACCCACUAGAGCCGGGAGAGGAGCCGCCAGCGGUGCGGCGCAAGAUUGGCACGGCCUUCAAGCUGGACGAGCAGAAGAUCAUGCCCAAGGGAGAGGAGGAGGAACUGGAGCGUCUAGAGCGUGAGUUUGCCAUCCAGUCCCAGAUCACGGAGGCGGCGCGUCGACUGGCCACUGACCCGCAUGUCAGCAGCAAGAAGCUGAAAAAGCAGCGCAAGACCUCCUACCUCAACGCCCUCAAGAAGCUGCAGGACAUCGAGAACGCCAUUAACGAGCACCGCAUCCGCUCCGGCAAGAAGCCCACGCAGAGGGCUUCACUCAUCAUCGAGGAAGCAAAUAUUGGAUCAGAGGACAGCUCUUUGUCUGACGCUCUGGUGCUAGAUGAUGAUGACGCCCAGACCACGGGCACCCCCACCUUCUCCCCCGCCGCCUCCCCCCACAAAGGCCUGCCUCCGCGGCCGCCCUCGCACAGCCGCCCCCCUCCACCACAGUCCCUGGAGGGCCUCCGGCACCUGCACUACCAGCGCACCGACUACGACAAGUCCCCCAUCAAGCCCAAGAUGUGGAGUGAGAGCUCCUUGGACGAGCCCUACGAGAGGGUCAAGAAACGCUCCUCACACUCCAGCAGUCACCGGCGGUUCCCCAGCACGGGCAGCUGUACUGAGGCAGGGGGCAGUAAUUCUCUGCAGAGUAGCCCCAUCAGGAGCCUCCCCCAGUGGAGCUCCCAGUCCAGCAUGCCCUCUACCCCGGACUUGAGGACCAGAGGGCCCCACUAUGUCCACUCCACCAGGUCAGUGGACAUCAGCCCUACACGGCUGCACAGUCUGGCUCAGCACUUCCGUCACCGCAGUUCCAGCCUGGAGUCCCAAGGCAAGCUGCUGGGCCUGGAGGCCGAGGCGGGGGCCUCGUCGCCGGACCUUUGCCCACACACGCCGGGCACCAACGGCUCCGACCCGCUGGACGACUGCUCGUCCUGCACCAGCCAGUCCAGCUGCGAGCACUUCUACACGUCGGGCGCCGGCGUCGGCUCGUCGUCGGCCGGGGGCGUCGGACACGGCGGCCACGCCAACUACUCCACGCUGGCCGAGGACUCGCCGUCCAAGGCGCGGCAACGCCAGCGCCACCGCUCCGCCGGCCACCUGGGCAGCUCCAACUCGGGCAGCAUGCCCAACCUGGCGGCGGCGCGUGGCGGUGGGGGGGGCUGCGUCGGGGCGGGCGGCUCGGGGUCCGGCGGCGCGCUGGCCGGCGCUCAGCACGGCGUCUACAUGAGCAGCCAGAGCCAGCCCUCGUCACAGUACCGCAUCCGUGAGUACCCGCUGUACGUGGACGGUGGCAGCCCGGCCGGCGUGGUGGUGCGCAGCCUGGAGAGUGACCAGGAGGGCCACUACAGCGUCAAGGCCCAGUUCAAGACGUCCAACUCGUACACGGCCGGCGGCAUGUACAAGGACAGCUGGGGCGGAGAGGACGGAGAGGGCAGCAGCAGCAGCGGGCGGCUCACGCCAUCGCGCUCGCAGAUCGUACGGACUCCGUCGCUGGGCCGCGAGGGCAGCGGGGGAGGGAGGACCGCCGUGUCCGAGGAACUGCGCUGCUGGUACCAGCGCUCCAGUGGCUCCAUCAAGGAGUCCAGUGGACGCAGCAGUCGGGUCGGAACGCUGGCCAAGGGCUCGCCAGCGGCCUCCCCACAUAGCCAGCGGAGUGGAACUCCAUCCAGUGAGCUGGCAGCAACACCCCCCAUCAGUCCACAGCAUAUUCUGAACUGGCAGAGCGGGACAUACACACAGAACUUAACUGCUGCUCUGCCACUACAAUCUGCUAACACUGUAACAUUUGGAGACAUGGCUGAAAGCUCACCCACUGAAGACCGCUCCUCUCCUCACCAAAACACAGGCGACUAGAGAUCUCUCAAAGACAGCUGUUUCCUGAACGGCUCCCUGUAUUCUGAGCUGGUGGACGUGCAGUGGUAUGGACAUGAGAAGGCCAAGCCUGGAACCCUCGUUUGACCCCCCUUCUCCUCCGGUCAUCCAUCCCUCCAUCUCUUGAUCUCUCUCGUUACCCCCCCCCCUCCAUUACUGCCCAUCGUACGCAUCCUCUAGGCAGGCCUGAGCCAUAUGGGCAGACCCCUCAGCCACCCUCUACCAAGACCCACACACACACACACACCCACACACACACACACACACAAACACACACACACACACACAGCACCUCUCACGCUCAGUGUGUGUGUCUGUUUAGAGGGACAGUGCUGGACUAAGAGAGUUCACAUCAGAGGAGGAACAGAGGAACUGAAUCUGUGGGAAAAAAAGUCUGAAUCUGAACUGAAUCUGAAUCUGAACUGAAGUGACUCCCGAACACUUUGAAACCCUCAGUCCCUCGUGCCAUCAGACUCGUCUUCACCUUUGAACUUUAAACCCAGAGAGUGGCAGACCAACAGCACAUAGAUCGCCCACAGCUGUAGCCAACCCACUGUCCACUGGACAGACGUAUGUUGGUGUGUGUGGCUGGUCUGAUGCCGUGUUUGCGUGUGUGUGUUUGUGUGUGUGUGUGUGUGUGUGAAAAGAGUUGGUAUUAGACAAACACACAUAUCACAUUGGCUCAUUUCAACACCAUCUGCGUUUGGAAAAGGGAGAAAUGGAAACUGGUCUCCCACGCACACAUACACACAAACUAACACACACACACACACACACAUGCUCAAUCUAAGAGACUGUAUUGUACUCCAAGCCACCCUUUACCCGAACACCCCCACACAGGCACACACACACACACACACCUCAGUGACUGCAUAUCCCUGAUCUUGACAAAGCGGUGAGGUGUGAUGUGUGUCCCUGACCGCCAUGCUCUCCACUGAAGGCCCCUGUGUUCCACUGCCCCUGUGUUCCACCGCCCCGACUUGGACACGAGGACUCACUCAGCCUCCAUCUGUGGAAUUAGAGUUCUGCUCUUUUGUUUAUUUUUGUUUGUUUGUUUGUUUCAUUCUGUAUUGUUUUGUAAAAAGAUUUUUAAAAGAAGUUAUAUAAAUCUCUCUCUCUCUAUAUAUAUAUAUAUCACUGGAGACAAACUCCUUUCCUCAUCCUCCCUCUCCUGCCCUCUUUUAUGGAUCAUACACUCACCCUCUCUUCACCAGCUGUGGAUAGUCCUGAAAACAACAACAACCUUCCCACCCCUAUCUCACCCGCAACCAAAGAGCAGCAGACUCCCCACCUCCUCCUCCACCUACACCACACACCCAGGCUAACCAGGCACCGUGGAAGUUUCCAGAACUCCCUGGGUGUGAACCCUGACCGGCGGCCCAGCCAGACUCGUUGGCCGGACAGACCGCUGGAGCCCUGGGCCACUAGACCAGCCUUUGCUGGCCUCCUGAAGCUCAGCUGAUAUCGGGGCGCCCCCCCCCCCUCCUUCCCAUGUUCGCUCCUCUGUCUCCGGCUAGCAGGGUGUGUUCUUAUACCCCCCCCCCCCCCCACACACACACCCAAACACAGUGUGGGAGUGCAGGGGGGGGUGUUGAAAAUGUGUUUGUUUGUUUGUUUGUUGGGUUUGUUGGGAAUUUUGUUCAGGGUAGGGCUUCAUGGUGUUGAAACAUUUUGUGUGACAUGUCCUUGUUCGAUUAAGAGAUCUGUGGACUAUUCGUCCGUGCCAGCAUGGAUAUUGAAGGCGUUAUCUGUGUGCUAGGGGUGUCGUGUGUGUUCCCCAGCUUGUUAACUAGCGUGUUUGGUAACCAUGGUAACGAAAAGCUGCAUCCAGCCUCCUCCAAGCACUCUCCUACUCUUUCCUAAAUAUGACUAUGGUGCUUCAAACAUGUACUGUACAAAGCCCAUAGGGGGGACUACAACUCCCAGCAACCUUUGCUCUCCCUCAGUGUUCAAUACAGCGCAAAUAACUUAAAGGUUCAUGCAGACUGAGUGCUUCAUGCCUUACAGUGGAACCCAAAAGAGGGUUCCCAGCACCAAACAGAGGGAAACAGGACAGUGAAUGGUUAACUGCCAAUAUCCAAGGACAUUUAUGUCUAUAAUGGGUUACCUCUUGCCACAGUUAUUAAUAUUCAAGUGAUAUUCAUAAGAGCACAGCCAAUAUUAGCACACAGGAUUUCACCUGAAGGACAAAACUGCACAUUUUGAAACCACAACAGCAUUCCAGCAUGUAACAAGGCCAGAGCUUAACAAGAAAACCUCGGUUGAAGGGAAGCAAACCAAGAGAAUCUAAACGGAAAUCUGACUGAACGUGCUGUUUUACGUUGCCAUUCAACAGCUCCAGCGUAGGUUCUAAGAUACGAGGGCUGUACUGAUUUCAGUUUUCAUUGGGUAUCCUUUUGGGUCAGUGCUUUAACCCCAAAUGAAAGGACAGUGUAAUAUAUACUGCACAAAGUACAGUGGGUUAAAGAGAAUCAGUUGAAAUAUUCCACCAUCAGCUCACCUGUCGGGCUUCAGGACAGCAGUAGCCUCUUUGACCUCCACCGUCCCAGAUAACUAACAGUGAUUAGCCUGCUGCUGAAGGCACUCGAAUGGUUCCAUCAACAACUUCUUAAGUGCAAACCCAGAGUGUCUCAGUUUUGCUUACAUGGUGCCUCCAUGUAAGCCGAUAAGCUAUGAGGCUCUCUGGACGCGAUAGUGCUUUAUUUCUCUCAGCGAUUCUCCCUGCCUGGCCGACCGCCGUCACCUGCCUCCCCUCUCUCUGGAGCAGAGGGCCUACGUGAAGCCAUACUUUAACUACAUUUUUAUAUCGCGUUCUGCAUGACCCUUGCCCCCCCACUGAAUCUAAACACACUCAACUGAAACGCAGAGAAUGUGUCAAGAUGCCCGUGCAGAGUAACGAGAAGCACACAUUCAUAUGUGGUUUUGGGUUUUGCCUGUUUUGAACAUUUUGAACGUGCUGAGAACAUCAAUACGCUGCUACUCAUUCUAGACAGCAGUCAGCAGUCCUUUUCUGUGUACAGAAAAAAUCUCCCUUGCGUUACACCCUGAGUUUCACUACCAGACACCCCAUCACACACACACACACUUACAUAAACACACACACUCCCAAGAACUUGUUCUCGUCUCCUUGCUGUGCCAUGCCUCCCUGGCCAGGAUGUUGGAAGAUGGUGGUAGGGGGGAGGUGACUCUUGUUUGGUUUGCAUUUGUUUGUUUCAUUUUGUCCUUAACUGUUCGUUCAGACUGGACCGCACUGUGGCCCUGAAUCUGAUUAGUCAUUGCCACGCAUGCUGAUACUAAACACCAUGGAUUCUUCCCCUGCCCCCUCCUCCAAGAAGAAAAAAAAAGAAAAACAUUUUUUAGAACCUCCAUGUGCAGUGAUCUGAGCCUGGCCCUGACUUUCACAUGUCUGCUUGGGGCUUUUUUGGUGACCUUUGACAUCUGUGACUCCCGUCUGGACUCCCCCCCCCUUGUAUACCCACAUUCCGCUCACCAUUGCAACCUGUACUCAAUAGCAACAUUAAGACUUUUUUACAGUUCAGUAAAAUCUAAAACUAACACAUUUAUCAACACUUGUGAGGACGGAAGGCAGUGUAUGCCAGUGAGGGUCAUUUUGGAAGACAAAUACACUUGCCAUUGUUUUUAAUGUUCAGAUUUUUUUUUAAAUAUAAAUGAUUAUUUUUUGUUUUAUUUUUUUUCUUUCUCAGACAGUAACAACCCCCCACCCCACCCCUUCAGGUGCUACAAGAAGACCAGUUACUGCUCGGAUCCUUAGGUGUAGACUUUUCCUAAUCGUUGUCAAUAGUUUUAAUACCAGUCGUGCAAACGGAAGGACGUUAGUUUGGACUAAACAGCGUAGCUCAGCCCACUAUUCCUCACAGUAGAGCAUGUAACAUGAUUUUACUGGGUUCUGUUCUUAACAUAACCAGACAAAAUGAAUAAUAAAAAACGGUGUUGUAGAAAAUGUGGAAUUGUCGGGAAGAGAGAGAGAGAGGGAAAAAAUACAGAAUUCCACAGUUAAUUUAUUCUUUUUUCUAUUAAGAAUUUGUAUAGUAACUUUACAUUUUUCAAAACUGUGUUGUUGGCAACUGAUACUGAAUUUUCCAGUUGAGAAAAACUUGGUGGUUCUUGAGAUUAUGAAAAUAAAUUAUUGCUGAAUGUUCUCUAAA